Molecule: messenger RNA, 3575 nt
Organism: Panthera uncia (snow leopard)
Lineage: Eukaryota; Metazoa; Chordata; Mammalia; Carnivora; Felidae
Gene: MARF1
Product: meiosis regulator and mRNA stability factor 1
Exons: 12
Coding region: 241-2892 (883 amino acids)
Biological process (GO): post-transcriptional gene silencing
Cellular component (GO): cytoplasm; peroxisome
Molecular function (GO): RNA nuclease activity; CCR4-NOT complex binding; mRNA base-pairing post-transcriptional repressor activity
Source: RefSeq, a predicted model, not a curated record
GCGCUGGGUACUAGUUCCUGACGGACUCACUGCUCUGGGGCCACCAGCUGGAGGCGGGACAAGUACCCCCCCCUUCCCCUGCCCUUUGCUGGCGGGGGUGGGGGAGGUUGGCUACUCCGAGGUGAAGGACUGGGACCCACCAGUCAGGCCGCCAGCGAAGGUUCCGGUUGUCUCCCUUUCAGGGUGGAAGAAUGACAGAAAAGAAAGAUGGGAGAAUGUUGAACCACUUUGUAUGGCUGUAUGAUGGAAGGAAACGGAACUGAGGACCCCUGCAGUAGAACACUUGGAUGGCUCCGACAAAAUAAUGAUGCUAAGCCAUGGCUCUGGAAAUUUUCUAAUUGCUUUUCUCGUCCUGAGCACACAUUGCCACUUAGCCCCCACACGAAAGAUUACAUGGAGAACGAGAAAGCUGCUGUGGAGUUAAAGGACGUGCCGUCUCCCCUUCAUGCUGGCUCUAAACUUUUCCCAGCAGUCCCGCUUCCAGAUAUUCAUUCUCUCCAGCAACCUAAAAUACAGCUUUCACCUGUCCCCAAAGUAAGCUGCUGCGCUCAUUGCCCUAAUGAACCCUCCACUUCGCCGAUGCGUUUUGGUGGUGGCGGUGGCAGCGGUGGUAGCGGAGGUAGCGGUAGCUUGAUUCACCCAGGCGCACUGUUAGACUCACAGAGCACCAGGACAGUCACGUGUCAGGUAGGCUCAGGGUUUGCCUUCCAGUCUGCAUCUUCGCUCCAGAAUGCCUCAGCUAGGAACAAUUUGGCCGGCCUUGCAAGUGACUUCCCCAGCAUGUGUCUAGAGAGUAAUCUAUCUUCCUGCAAACACCUGCCCUGUUGUGGAAAGCUUCAUUUCCAAUCCUGCCAUGGUAACGUGCACAAGCUGCAUCAGUUUCCGGCUCUCCAGGGCUGCGCCUCCGCUGGCUAUUUCCCCUGUUCUGAUUUCACGAGCGGGGCUCCGGGGCGUUUGGAAGAGCACAUUUCACAGUCGGAGCUAACGCCUCACUUGUGCACCAAUUCUUUGCACCUAAACGUGGUACCUCCGGUUUGUUUAAAGGGCUCACUUUACUGCGAAGACUGUCUCAACAAGCCGGCAAGAAAUAGUAUAAUUGAUGCUGCUAAAGUCUGGCCAAAUAUACCACCUCCAAAUACUCAAACUGCACCUGUUACUAUUCCUCUGUGUAAUGGCUGUGGAACCAAAGGAGCAGGGAAGGAGACCACGUUGUUAUUGGCGACCAGUCUAGGCAAAGCUGCUUCGAAAUUUGGGUCACCAGAAGUUGCACUAGCCGGACAGGUGCUGGAAAACUUACCCCCCAUUGGAGUUUUUUGGGAUAUUGAAAACUGUUCAGUUCCCUCUGGCCGCUCAGCUACUGCUGUUGUACAGAGAAUCCGUGAGAAGUUUUUUAAAGGCCACAGAGAAGCAGAAUUCAUCUGUGUGUGUGACAUCAGUAAAGAAAACAAAGAAGUUAUUCAAGAGCUGAAUAAUUGCCAGGUGACCGUGGCCCACAUCAACGCUACCGCCAAGAACGCGGCUGACGACAAACUGCGCCAGAGUCUCCGAAGGUUUGCGAACACUCACACUGCUCCAGCCACUGUGGUUCUCGUGUCGACUGAUGUCAAUUUUGCAUUGGAGCUUAGUGAUCUGAGACACAGGCAUGGUUUCCACAUAAUUUUGGUCCAUAAAAACCAGGCCUCGGAAGCACUGCUGCAUCAUGCUAAUGAGCUGAUCAGAUUCGAAGAGUUCAUUUCCGACUUGCCCCCCAGGUUACCACUAAAAAUGCCACAGUGCCACACUCUGCUCUAUGUUUAUAACCUACCAGCAAAUAAAGAUGGCAAGAGCAUCACCAACAGGCUCAGGCGCCUGUCUGAUAAUUGUGGUGGGAAAGUGCUGAGUAUCACAGGCUGCAGUGCAAUUCUCCGCUUCAUAAACCAAGAUAGUGCAGAACGGGCUCAGAAGCGAAUGGAAAACGAAGAUGUCUUUGGUAAUAGGAUCAUUGUGUCAUUUACUCCAAAAAAUAGAGAACUCUGUGAAACAAAGAGUUCCAAUGCAAUUGCUGAUAAAGUGAAGUCUCCCAAAAAACUUAAGAAUCCAAAAUUGUGCCUCAUCAAAGAUACGAGUGAACAAUCUUCCAGUGCCAAAGCCACGCCUGGAAAAGGGUCGCAGGCAAAUUCUGGAUCUGCUACAAAAAACACAAAUGUUAAAAGUUUACAGGAGCUCUGCCGCAUGGAGUCAAAGACUGGCGCUAGAAGCAGUGACUCCCAGCAAGGCCACCUGAGGCUGGUGGCGCCUCCCCACAGAAGCUUGAGCGCUGUAGCGCCCACACCCAAAAACUCGGGGACGGCAGAACCUGCUUACAAAACCAACCCGAAGAAAGAGAACCCCUGUCCCCGGAGUGUCACCAGCUCUCCUGUAGAGAACAAAGAGAAAGAGGAGACUCCGUUCCAAGUGAGUUACCCAUCUGCUUUCAGCAAGCUGAUCACGUCACGGCAAGUCAGUCCCCUGCUCGCAGCACAGUCUUGGUCUUCUCGCAGGAGUAUGUCUCCAAACCUUUUAAACAGAGCGUCCCCACUUGCUUUCAACAUUGCAAAUUCGAGCAUUGGUGCUGACAGCCCAGACCCGUUUGCAAAUGGUGCUGACAUCCAGAUCAGCAACAUCGACUACAGAUUAUCCCGGAAGGAGCUGCAGCAGCUUAUGCAGGAGGCAUUUUCUAGGCACGGCAAGGUGAAGAGUGUUGAGCUCAGCCCCCAUACAGAUUAUCAGCUCAAGGCUGUUGUUCAGAUGGAGAACUUACAAGAAGCAAUCAGUGCGGUGAAUAGCCUCCACAGAUACAAAAUUGGCAGCAAGAAGAUCCUGGUCUCACUUGCCACAGGAGCUGCUAAUAAAUCACUCUCUUUACUGAGGUAAAAACAAACCAUUUAUUUCAGGAAAUAACUUUUUGGCCCAGAAACAACUUUGGAAAAAAUAAAAUAGAUUUCAUCACAUUCCCAACCCUCUUUGAUGAUUACACACGCAGCAAUGUUUAUUCUCACUUGUGACAGAACUUAGAAAAUGAGCUAGAAGGUAGCAAUAAGCUGGUUAGAAUAAUUCACCUCUUAGUCAAGUCCACUACUCAAAGGUGAAGUACAGCUUAAACUUGGCAGGCGGUUAGGAGUAAAAUAAUACACCGCAUAUCCAGAACAGGUUCUAAAAAUAGUAGCCCUCUACAGUAAAUGUUUAUAAGCCUGGAAAGUCUGAAAUGUUCCCUUCAAAUCUUAGGAGAAGGUGGGUUUGUCUGUAGAGGGUAGAUCUACGAAGCUGCAAGCUCUCAACCUGCAGAUAUAUCCUUGGCCUCAAAUAGACAGCUCUGUAAGUCUGCCUUCAACUCUGUCAAUUGUAGGAAUCUGGUGGUGCUUUCAUUCUUAAUGUGCUUUGAUUCUUCUUCGGCUUUCCCUGUUUUGGGGACAACUAGUAAAACAGAACUCACUCCUAAAAAUCUGUUUAAACUCUCAAAGAUCUUUUUCCGUAACGUGUACUUCACCAUUAUUUUAAAUUAUGUUUUUUUCCCCUAGAAUAAAAAUAAUAAUGCUCAUUGAAGAAACUUUGGAAAG